GCAAGAGCUAUCCUAUUCUACGAGAGACACCUCUCACUCUUGCCAUACACCUUUUCUUCUCCCUCAUUUCCUCCUGAGCAGAAGCAAGGAGCCUGUCUUAUCUUGAAGUAAAAAUUGUUUUCCUGUACAACCGGUGAUAAUGAGGCUCGGCGUAUAAGUCCAGAUCAAAAUUUCCGACAAUUGACCUCAUUAUUGAUCUUUACAGCUCUCAACAGUUUCUUGACAGUACAAAAUCGAAAAGGGUGAUCGUUCUCACUGGCAAACAUCUUCGUUUCUUGAUCUUUACAGCUCUCAACAGCUUCUUGACAGUGCCAGGCCGCCCGUACAAAACCGAAAACUAUGGCGACCGUUCUCAAACGUCUUCUCUGUACUGAGCCACAACCUGCUUCGCAAAAGUAGGCGAUUGAGCAGCUGAGAGACAUGGCGGACAACAUCUGCCCAAUUCCGGGAGAUGCGGACAUAGCAGGUAUUGGAGUCAGAGCAGCGAUUUAUGCUCAGGCAUUUUUCGUUGCUUGUAGCACUGCCUGCCUCGACUUCAUCGUACAGAGCUACGCCCCGGAAGGAGAACGUCUCCGACGCAUUUAUAACUCUCGCGAUACUGGAUCUAUGGUACAAGCAGCGAUAGAAUACCAUGACGCACGUCGCAAUGAGCCAACACCAGACCAUGCCUCGUACUUUGUCCUCUCAAAGAACCUGGAACGCCCCAUCCUCAUGGUUGGAUUUGCGGUCAUGGUUAGCGCCAUCAUACAGCUGAAAAAUACCAACGGCCUUACUCCAUACCACACUCUAAUCGUUCUGAACAUCAGUCUCAUCAACAGUUGUACUGGUGUCUAUCUUGUGUCCAGUCGGGAGGGGUUUCACCCGGUGCGUUAUGGUAGGUGUUGGAACUUCAGGCGGGCAGAAGACUUCCUCAAUUUCAUCCCUUUGGCUGCCCAUUCGAUGAUGCUAUCUGGUUUUGGGGUGUACUUUUGGAUGUUAAAGCAGAACACGUUAGCGCCAUUCCUGAAGUACGCGAACGAAUCCGCUCCGUGUCGACCUCUGACAUACUUCUGGGUCUUUGGGCCUGUCGACUCCACAAGUCAAUCACUGAAGAUUACCUCGCUAGUUUUCUACAUUGUGAUAUUCCCCCUUUUGGGGUAUCACUUGAUUCUUGUCUUGAAGGCGGCCAUCCGUAGCGUGUUGUACGCGCUAAUCUACUGUGGCUGUAUCAUAGUCCUCCUCGUCAUUUUCUUCCUCUGCAUAUUACCAUCGGUCUCAUUCCUCGCCCUCCUCAUCAACCUCGCCUGUUUGAUACCACACAUAAAUCGACGGCUGCCGGGGGAUCACCCCUUGCGUCAUUGCAUGGCUAAUUCUCUCAUGAAAACUUUCUCCGUUUUCGACUCAUUAUUCAAACACAGUGACAUGCCUCUGACCGUUAUCUCCGGAUUGUUGGCCUACUCUAGCCCCAUCAUAUAUUUCGUGGUAUCCACGGAAUCGAUCGUGAAGCUCAACGCACCGUAUAUCGAGCCUGGUGACCGAGAGGACGAUUGGACGUAUGGGCAGACGUUGGCUAUCUUCACUGUGAGCGUCACGAUUUUCUUGACUGGGCGUGAUCGGUGGCGGAUCUUGAGAGAAGAAAGGAGAAAAUGGCUAGAGAGAAAGAAUGCUAGUGACGGCGAGGCUGGGGCUGUCGAGUUGGGGAAUUUACAGGAACCGGAAAACGCAGUUGCCGCAAUCACCUCCGAACCUGCUCCCAAUACCGAUACGGCACCGACGCCUCCAGUGGCUAGUACUAGUAGCGUCUAG
Messenger RNA from Marasmius oreades (fairy-ring Marasmius), 1785 nucleotides. RefSeq lists its product as uncharacterized. NCBI's taxonomy places the organism in Eukaryota, Fungi, Basidiomycota, Agaricomycetes, Agaricales, Marasmiaceae. The transcript has 2 exons. The coding region runs from base 421 to 1785 and encodes 454 amino acids. The record is from RefSeq and is a predicted model, not a curated record.